UUUGCUAUUGUGACAUGCGUAAGCAAUAAAUAAGCAAAUGUGUAAUAUACAAACCUUGGAGUACAGUUUACAGAAUAUCAUUAAUUUCUAUUUAAAGUGCAGAACAAGCUAAAAGUCGUGAAUGCAUAAAUCACUUUUAAUUUCUGCGCAUAUCUAUUAGAUUUCUUCUGAUGUAAACACUUAACGAGCCAACCGGUAAUUCUUGUGUGUACACACUGGCAGGGGGCCAACAGCUGUUUUAUAAGGCAAAGAUUAUACAAACGGUUGAUUGUGAAGAGAGCUGUAAAUUGUUAAUAACAAUUUCAACAACAAGUUUUAAAUGUUGCGCACAUUUGGCUCGUUGCGCGUGCACUGCCAGCAGCUGCUGAGGCAGACAAACAAGCAGCACUUGACGACGCGAACGUGUCGCAAACAGUCAACACUUGGUGGCAACCGCAACGAUCCAGAUGCAGCACGUAAAUUACGCUCAAAGUCUACACUGUACUACAUAACUGCAGGCGGAGUGCUGAUUGUGGGAUUCAGCUAUGCGGCUGUGCCACUGUACAGCAUAUUUUGUCAAGCAUAUAGCUAUGGUGGCACCACCUCGCAAGGUCAUGAUACCGAGAAGGUGGAGCACAUGGUGAAAGUGAACGAUCGCGUUCUCAAGAUACGCUUCAAUGCCGACAUUGGCUCUUCCAUGCGCUGGAACUUCAAACCGCAGCAGUAUGAAAUUAAAGUUGCGCCCGGCGAGACAGCGCUCGCCUUCUAUACGGCCAAAAAUCCGACGGACAAGCCGGUGGUUGGCAUUAGUACCUACAAUGUGAUACCCUUCGAGGCGGGUGCAUAUUUCAAUAAAAUCCAAUGCUUUUGCUUUGAGGAGCAAAUGCUUAACCCUCACGAGGAAGUGGAUAUGCCUGUAUUCUUCUACAUUGAUCCAGAAAUCACGCAAGAUCCGGCGCUCGAGUAUUGCGACACCAUUACACUAUCCUACACGUUCUUCGAGGCCAAAGAGGGCUUAAAACUUAACUUUCCCACAUAUGCUAAACCUCAUGCAGCUAGUGCAUAAAAUAUUCUCUGUACAAAUAUUUAAAAUAAAUCGUUGUUACAUUUUUAAA
Drosophila mojavensis is the source of this 1094-nucleotide messenger RNA. It is a transcript of the gene Cox11, whose product is annotated as cytochrome c oxidase assembly protein COX11, mitochondrial. Bases 320 to 1045 code for a protein of 241 amino acids. Gene Ontology annotation, molecular function: copper ion binding. The record is from RefSeq and is a predicted model, not a curated record. The transcript has a single exon. Gene Ontology annotation, cellular component: mitochondrial inner membrane. NCBI's taxonomy places the organism in Eukaryota, Metazoa, Arthropoda, Insecta, Diptera, Drosophilidae.